Andrographis paniculata is the source of this 1065-nucleotide messenger RNA. RefSeq lists its product as uncharacterized. Bases 1 to 678 code for a protein of 225 amino acids. The record is from RefSeq and is a predicted model, not a curated record. NCBI's taxonomy places the organism in Eukaryota, Viridiplantae, Streptophyta, Magnoliopsida, Lamiales, Acanthaceae. The transcript is spliced from 2 exons.
AUGGAAAACCAUCAAGCAAUAGCCACAGAAAGCUUUUCUUACAGCUGGUUAAUAGGCAAGAAGCUUCCCAUCCCAGACACCGUCAUUCCCGACGACGUCGAAAACGAGCAAACAUUCAACUUCGACGUAGGCAUCGCAGCGUCCCUAGUUCCGGCGGACGAAUUAUUUUCUCACGGGCAACUCAUCCCAGCAUAUUCCGACACAUCGAAACCGAUGUUCUCGGCAUCGACAAUCCCCACCUCCCCGUUAACUUCGCAGCUACUCCAAAGAACUUCAUCACUUGCUGACAACAAAAACCACAUUAUAAAAUGGAGGAAGUCGUCCAAGAGAAUUCUCGACAAGUGUUUCAAGUUUGCAUGCAAGACUAUGGGUUUCUCGCGGAGAACCAACCGAGUAAAUGAUCUUGAAAGAAAAGUGUUUGAAUUGCAAACAUGGAACGACUGCCCCACCGCGUCCCCAAGGCCUAGCUCGGCUCAUUCGGUUGUCGAAUGGGGCGAUGUGAUGUGGGUAGGGGGAAGUACCGAUAUUUGUCAUCGAAUGAAGAGAGUCGAUAGUUGGAGGAGUUCAUUGCAUGCUUCGCCAAGUAUAAGCCCGCGUAGCCCCAGCGAUGCUUGCUGUGAUGCUGAAAGCUCAAUCCGAGAAGCCAUUCUUUACUGCAAAAGAACAAUUGAAAAAUGAGGAGUUGGAUUUCCAACAGCUGAAGAAUGUGAAGCAAAAACAGCGAAGAGAUUCCAGAAAUGGAUGAAAAGUUUCGAUGAGCCUCAGAAAGUUAUUAAAAGAACUUCCAAGUUCCAUAUAUAUUUUGAGUAUUAGAAGUAGGAAAUUUCUCCAGUUCUACUAUCAUAAAUAUCAGUAGUAAUCAGCAACCAAUUCGUCUGACGCUAUAUUUAAGCUCAGAAUUCUUAUAUGUAGUAAUAUUUUGGAAUUACGAAAUGUUUUUGUUUCUCUAUGGAAAAGUAGAAAACAGAUCCUUAUCAAGAAUGAUGAAACAGGACAGCAUAUUUUUGGCAUCAUUUUAUGAAUGAUGACACACAUCUUCUUUGUUCCUUUUUUUAAAAUUUUUUG